Orussus abietinus is the source of this 3061-nucleotide messenger RNA. RefSeq names its product mitochondrial folate transporter/carrier. Gene Ontology annotation, biological process: folate import into mitochondrion; nucleotide transport. Gene Ontology annotation, molecular function: folic acid transmembrane transporter activity; FAD transmembrane transporter activity. Lineage: Eukaryota; Metazoa; Arthropoda; Insecta; Hymenoptera; Orussidae. The transcript is spliced from 6 exons. The coding region runs from base 626 to 1633 and encodes 335 amino acids. The record is from RefSeq and is a predicted model, not a curated record. Gene Ontology annotation, cellular component: mitochondrion.
AAGCCGACAAACUUAUCGGGUGCGUGGGAGGACAGGUGUAGCGAGCACUGCAUCGUGCUUUGAUGGAUCGGGUAUCGAUGGGUAUCGAGGUCCUAUCUCCUGUAGGAUACGGAGUUGGGUUCAUGACUAAUCUCAUUUUCUCUUUGAUACAAUUAUUUACAGAUUUAUAACGCCAACCGCCGUCCAUCUGGCGGCACCAAUUGUCAAGUUCUAGAAAGGUCCGAAGUUGUGCGCAAAUCCGCAGACGCUGCGCAGAACGAUUGCGCCUUGUUUGACGAAGUACUACUGCGCAUGUGUGGACGGAAUCUUUGCGUUGGCAGUACUAGACGGCACGGGAUAACGACACUUUGCCGUGCUCCAGUAUGGUGAGGAGGUCGACUGACGACGCCGUUGUUCCUGGGUUGCGUAACCACGUGUAGUCGAGCUCGAACGGUGUGCAACGACGUUCAGUUUGGCGGUGAGCGGGGAUUCCACUUCAGGGAGCGGGUUGCCCAGCUCGACCGUGCCCGACGCAGAUCCGGAGAUAUGCCGGCGAGUCGAUUCGGGGCUCGCUAGCGCCGAGGAUGCGCACCGAGCCGCGCUUCCGAUCACGGUAGCGAACGUAGACGACCCUCUCGUGCUCGACAUGUCCGGGGUUCAGAGCUCGAGCUCCACGGGGAACACGAGACUGCUCCCCACCUUCAGCGCGCUCAAAUAUGAGCACCUCAUCGCCGGGGUUUCGGGUGGCGUCAUCUCGACCUUGAUGCUACAUCCCCUUGACCUGAUCAAGAUCAGAUUCGCAGUAAACGACGGUGUCACCAAAUCGACUCCUAACUAUACUGGACUUCGAAACGCUAUUACAGAGAUCGUCAGGUCGGAGGGGCUGCGUGGGCUUUACAGGGGAGUAACGCCGAACAUUGUUGGAUCGGGUGGAUCUUGGGGAUUUUACUUUUACUUCUAUAAUUAUAUAAAGCUAUGGAUCCAAGGCGGAAAUGCGAAGAAGCCUUUAGGGCCUUAUGGCCAUAUGUUUGCAGCAGCGGAUGCUGGUAUUUUCACGCUGCUCAUUACGAAUCCGAUCUGGGUAGUAAAAACUAGAUUGUGUUUACAAUACGCUGGACAAGUGAGCGUCGAUGAAUCAAAAAGAUACAAGGGAAUCUUAGAUGCAGUUAGAAAGAUCUACGUCACGGAGGGUAUUAGGGGUCUCUACAAGGGUUUAGUUCCUGGAAUGUUUGGCGUGUCUCAUGGUGCCAUUCAAUUUAUGACGUAUGAGGAAAUGAAAAACAGAUAUAAUACAUACCAGAAUCUCCCCAUUGACAAUAAGUUGAGCAUAUUGGAGUACAUUGUUUUUGCGGCAGUGUCAAAAUUAAUAGCUGCAGCCACAACUUAUCCUUAUCAAGUGGUAAGGGCUCGUCUUCAGGAUCAACAUCAUAGCUACAAGGGAACUCUGGACUGCAUUCAGCUGACUUGGAGGGGUGAAGGUUGGCGUGGCUUUUACAAAGGUUUAGGGGUAAACCUUACCCGAGUGACACCGGCGACUGUUAUCACCUUCGUUGUCUACGAAAACGUGUCUCACCAUCUGCUGCAAUUGAACGCAGUUAAUAUCGAAGAUGUGACAGCCUCGAGUCCGUUACCGAUAAAACAUGCCAGAAGCUAAAUCGCUGCAGCUAACGGACAGGAGGAAAACGGGGACCGGGACCUUAUCAAGAUACUUAUUUCGAUCUCGCUCAACUUUGGAUUAAUUUCGGCACCUGCUAUGAAGAUGCGGUCUUAUCGGAUGCGACUCCUGGACCGGUGCUCCGAUCGAAAUGAUUUUAAUCAUUCGGGUUCUCGAUAGGGAAUCACUCGGAUGGUCACGAUACGUGAUAACAAGUGUUUAGUAAUUUACGGUAAUGUCGUGCCAUAGUACAGCCGGUGUCAGUAUAGAUGAAAUCAGCUGACGAUUUGAUUACGCAUGAUACAUUACAUGUAAGUCACUAUUGAGCAUAUCCGAAGUAAACAAGACUUUGUGCAUGUUUAAUCACUUGGUUAAGGAAGAUCUUGAAGUAUCGGUCUAACUGAAUUACAAUCACUAAGCCAUUAUCGACGAGCACACUAUUCGUAUUGAUAACUACCAGUAUAAUUAUUCGGUAUAGAAUAAUUGUCGAGGAUAAUUUCGAUCAUUCCGAUUGCGGCUACAUUUUCGAUGUCUUUUUUUUCUUUCUGCGUGUCAUAGAUUAUUCGUGCGUACCGAGUUUGUGAAAUUCGUAGGACAAGUGAUCACGCUCAUUUAGUUCUCACAUUUUCCUAUAGGUUUUACCUCGUGCGGCGUAUCUCUAAUUUUAAGAUUCUUUGUUUUUAAUUACGCUGAAUAUUUAUCUCAUGAUUUUUUUUUCUCACAUAGCCAUGCACUAUAUUUAAUUUCUGCCGCAUAAAAAUUGGAAUUCCAUACAUUUCUAAUAAGGGGAUCACUGAAAUAGUAAGUAAGGAACUGAUGUACGCUCGCUGUGUAUUUAAUUUGAAUGGGAGUUACGGUAAUUUGAUAAAGCGAAGGAUGCGCAAAUGAAUUGUUAGCACCGACGUGUCCCGUGCACGAAAUCUGAUUAAAUUUCGGAAUUUGAAAAUGAGAGGCUCAUUCAAAGCGAUGCUUUUCGUGUCAUCGUGAAUUCUCUACGGAAUGAUGUUUCAUUAUUUUUUUCUAGUAAUGGGAAGAAGGAGAUAGGUAGAUGAUGGAUUUUUUUAAACCGUUAAUUACCUGACGUCUAUUUCUCUCUAUUGUUAGAGGUUACUGAUACUGUGCGGAGUUUCGAAUAAGAUUUUUGUUCCAUGUAAUGUCCGUUCCGGGUUGAUUCGAUUACUUUUAGUCGGUUUAUAAUCGAGCUCUUAAGGGAGGUAACUAUAAGGGAUAUAUCGUUUUUCAAUUCCAGACUGCUUAGUCCGUAGUAACUAAAUGUGUAGAAUGCCGAAACUGCAGUCUUCUGUACGCAUGCGUAUAACGAGGGUGUAGAUUAUAAGUGUUCGAUGUGAAGCGUUACACCUUCGAUCUUUCCUUUCAUGCACGUGUGCAGGGGAUGCAGGAUGAAAAAAUAAAUAGCAACGAAAGCGA